AUGGAAAAUGUAGGUUUUUCUCAAUGUUUUUUUUUUUUGAAAUUUUGAAACAAAAUAAUUUUUAGCGAGAAGAAGAUGAACAUUUUGUUCAUAUUUUAAAACGCGAUGAAGAAAUCGAUCAAAUUAGUCUAAAUCAUCAGAGUCGCCGAAGCACAGGAACUUCAUCGGGCUCAAAACUAACAACGGCUGAGGUUUGAGAUUUUAUUUUUGAAGAAAAAUAUUUUGGUUUUUCCAGGUCGAAAAUGCGCACUUUGUGGAACAUACUGCAGAGGUACAGAUCCUCUCACCCUAAAAUAUUUUUUCUUGAAACGAUAAUGUUUAAAUUUAAAAUUCCAGAUCCAUAGAGCUGAAAAUUUUUUGGACUACAAUCCAGAAAGAUAUUCUGAAGUUCAUGAAGAUUCUGAUGAUAGUUUUGAGAAGGUUAUUUUUCGUGUAGUUCAAACAUUAAAUAGAAACUUCUGAAUUUUCCAGAGAGAAAACUUUCACGCUGUUGAAAAAGUUGUGCAUUAUGAUCCAUACACCACAAAACCAGAAACUGAAGAGGAAAUUGAAGAAUAUCAACAUAGGAGUUCUACUGAUGAAUCGUCAAUUGUUGAGGUUUGAUUUCCAGUAAUUUCUAAUUGUAAGAAAAAAAGAUCUAAUAUUUCAGAAUCGGGUUACACCACAUCCACAACCCUCAGAGCGUCAUGAAUCACCAAUUCUUGAACAGGUUUGAUAAAUCAUAGUUUAUACGAUUGGAAACUUGAUAGUUUCCAUAAACAAUUUUCAUCUAAACUUUUUUCCAGUCGAUCCCCCACGAGGAACAUGAAUAUGAAAAACCAAGAUCUCGCCAACACUAUUCUACAGUAACUGUUAAAGCAAGCGAUCUUCCAAGAUAUGAAAACCCACCUGUUCCAGAAGUUCGAGGGGUAGAUGUAGAAAAUCAUCAAUAUGUUCACAAUAUUCUUGUUGGACAAUCGAUGAGAUCUAAUAAAAUUUGGGAAACCUGACAAAGAAGAUGAUGAUUAUCUUGAUCUCAAGCAACAACAACAUCAAAAUCAGCAAAUUACACAAUCUCACGAGACUAAUGAUCAACAAAAAAUUGUUCAAACUCCGGUGAAAAAAGAGAAAAAUCCAUACAUGGCUUUUGAUAUCAACGCAGAAGCGGCCGAUCCUCUUCUCGCACAAAAAUAUGAUUUAGAUGAUCGAGAUAUUCAUGACAGUGUUCAAUAUUUGAAUGUACGUCAUAUUUAAAGAGAAAAUAAUUUCAGAUCAAAACUUCAAAUUUUACAGACUGGAUUUUUCGAAGUCUUUGCCGAGCCAAGUCCCCAAUAUCACAGUAUCGCAUGCGUUUGGACUUUGUCUUUCAAAAUAUUCGAGAUUGUCAGAGUUUAUAGUUAUAAAAUUCUAACACUUAUUUUUGGAUUACUCAUCGCAAUUUUAGCUGGAUUCUUUUUUGCCUUUGUUUGCAUUUAUCAAUAUUUGGAUUGUUAGAGUAAGUUCAAGUUGUUGAAAGAAAAUUAUCAAAGUUGGUGUUUUAUUUCAGAAUUUUUAAAUCAGAAAUUAUCGAUUUAUGAAAUUCUUAAUUUUUUGAAUUUUCACACAAAACAACUUUUUUCAGCCAUCUUUGUUCCUUGCUCGCUGUGCUCUUUCCCAAAUUAUCACAAUCUGGCCGCUGACUUUAAUCUACAUUGUUCGCCCAUUUUUCUAUUCUGUCGGUGCAAUUUUCUCAACUGCCAGAUUACACACUUCAAAUGGCGCAAAUAUACCGGAAGUGUGGGAAAAACAUGUUCACAUUGUUUAG
Caenorhabditis angaria is the source of this 1783-nucleotide messenger RNA. The record is from the annotation of a GenBank genome assembly. NCBI's taxonomy places the organism in Eukaryota, Metazoa, Nematoda, Chromadorea, Rhabditida, Rhabditidae.